Molecule: messenger RNA, 1322 nt
Organism: Diabrotica balteata
Lineage: Eukaryota; Metazoa; Arthropoda; Insecta; Coleoptera; Chrysomelidae
Source: the annotation of a GenBank genome assembly
AUCCUUAAUAUUAACAAAGUCAAGAAUGUCUGGAUUUGGAGACAAUUUUGGAGUUGCCGAUGAAGACCCAGCGGCAGAAUUCUUGGCACGCGAACAAGACGAACUAGCAGGUCUUGAAGAUGAAGUGAAACCGGCCGCAAUUAUUGCUCCAGUUCUUAAUGGUGAUGACCCAACAAAUUCUGCAAGCAGUUUUGAAAUGGUAGAAAACAAUGGCCCAGAUGUUUUUUUGGAAGAACCAAAGUUUAAUGAUAUCCCAGCAGAUUUUGAUCCAGAUAAAGAAUACAGGGAGAGAGUGUCCCCACUUACAAUAAGGCAAGAAGAUAGAGUAGAACCAGAAAAGAUCAGGCUAUGGAGGGAAGAGCAAAUCAAGAGGCUGGAGGAAAAAGAUCUAGAAGAAGAGAAAAAGAAGCAAGAAUUGAGGGAAAUAGCAAAGAAAGAAUUAGAAGAUUGGUACAAGAAUCACGAAGAAGCUAUAGCCAAGACGAAAGCUGCUAAUAGGAACGCUGAAAAGCAGUUCGUAGCCGAAGAUGACGAGCUAGAACCAGGAACCGAAUGGGAAAGAAUAGCAAAAUUGUGUGAUUUCAAUCCUAAAGCAAAACAAGGCAGCAAAGACGUUUCUCGAAUGCGUUCCAUCGUUCUGCAAAUGAAACAAAACCCAGUUCCAAUCAAGAACAAGGCUUAAUGUGUAAAUGAAUAAAUGUUUAUUUGUACUAUGUUUCAAAAAUUUGGCAGUUUGGCUGAUAUUUUUGAAAUUUAGGUGUAAACAUUGCUGGACAUUCUGCAAUUUUGUAUGUACUAAUAGAAAUGUUAUGAUUGGUUUAACAUAAUUGUAAGGAAGUAAUUUAUGUAUAUCUUGAAAAUAAUGUUACAUAAGUAGUAUUCAGUUUAUUUAAGGCUACAAAGGAAAAAUGACCUUAUAUAAUAAUUUUUUAGUCCCCUUAGCCUUAAGCAUAUGUAAAAAAUGUGGUAAAUAUUCCUAGGUAGAUAAUUCAAAUAUAUAUUUAGUAGAUUUUUUGAGAUCACAAAUAUUGUUUUCCAGUAAAAAUAGUCUAUGGUUCUGUUGCUUUUUUUGCAUAAAGACAUGACAAAUAGAAAAUGUUUUAGUCUGUCUCAUUUAACGACAGUUUGUUACUUAUUACAUUGUUUUGUUUUUUUUUUCAUUGUUUAAGGUGCAAAAUAACAGUGUUUCAUAAUAACCUCUUUGUUAGUCAUGCCUUAAUACAAACAUUUUUACUGGAUGGUUUAUAAAACUACUACAGUAAAGGUGAAUUUCUUUUUUUGAAUUUUUUUGUCACCAAAAAUAUAUAAUAGUAACAUCAUAA